This is a messenger RNA of Alnus glutinosa, 1689 nucleotides long. RefSeq lists its product as uncharacterized. NCBI's taxonomy places the organism in Eukaryota, Viridiplantae, Streptophyta, Magnoliopsida, Fagales, Betulaceae. The transcript is spliced from 9 exons. The coding region runs from base 39 to 1559 and encodes 506 amino acids. Gene Ontology annotation, molecular function: dipeptidyl-peptidase activity; serine-type exopeptidase activity. Gene Ontology annotation, biological process: proteolysis. The record is from RefSeq and is a predicted model, not a curated record.
AGAGAGGUUUACAUAAGAGAACCUCUUGAGUCUUGGCCAUGGAGUCUCUUGGAUACUCAUUCCAUUUACUUUCUAUACUCUUCCUAUUUUUCCCAAUCUGGGCUUCUGCGACGCAGCUAAACAUUCCUCGGCUUGGAACAGUUAUACGGAGAACAUCGCAACAUGAUGAACCUCAAACCACAUAUUCUUCAUCCGACACGGCUGAGGAUUUCAAAACAUUUUAUUACACCCAACAGCUCGAUCACUUCAACUACAGACCUGAAAGCUACGCCACUUUUCAACAAAGAUAUGUUAUCAACUUCAAGUACUGGGGUGGAGCGGAUUCCAACGCACCAAUAUUUGCAUAUCUUGGCGCAGAAGAAUCUUUGGAUGAUGAUUUAUCCACCGUUGGGUUUCUCAAUGAUAAUGCCCUCCGGUUUAAGGCCCUCCAGCUCUUCAUAGAGCAUCGGUACUAUGGGAAAUCGGUACCAUUUGGAUCAAUGAAAGAGGCUUUGAAGAAUGCGAGCACUCGUGGUUAUUUCAACUCGGCUCAGGCUAUAGCAGAUUACGCUGCUGUGCUCUUACACGUAAAGAAAAAUUUAUCUGCGGAAUAUUCUCCAAUAAUCGCUAUUGGAGGCUCCUAUGGAGGAAUGCUUGCAGCAUGGUUUCGGCUAAAGUAUCCACACAUUGUUCUUGGAUCUCUAGCUUCUUCAGCUCCAAUCCUUUACUUUGACGGCAUUUCACCGGAAGUUGGAUACUACUCUAUAGUAACCAAGGAUUUUAAAGAAACUAGUCAAAGUUGCUUUGAAACCAUCCAAAAAUCAUGGACUGAAAUUGAUAGAAUUGCUUCCAGACCUGAUGGUCUUUCAACACUUAGCAAGAGAUUUAAUACUUGCGGUCAAUUAAAUAUAUCUUCUGAUCUGAAGGACUAUUUGGAGAGUAUAAUUACUGAAGCAGCUCAAUAUAAUGCUCCCCCAAAAUACCCAGUUAGUGUUAUCUGCAGUGCCAUUGAUGGAACAACUGUUGGAACUGAUACUCUUGGCCAAAUAUAUGCGGCUGUUGUUGCUUACAAAGGAAACCGGUCAUGCCAUAACAUGAAUGAAUACAAUUAUCCAACUGAAACAAAUGAAGGGUGGAAAUGGCAGAAAUGUAGUGAGAUGGUUAUGCCCAUUGGCCAUGAUAGCAAUGACUCUAUGUUCCCUCCAGGACCUUUCAAUCUUAACGAAUUCAUCAAUGAGUGCGAGAGCUUGUAUGGCGUCCAGCCUCGGCCACACUGGGUGACAACUUAUUACGGCGGUCGUGAUUUAAAACUGAUUCUCCAAAGGUUUGCAAGCAACAUCAUAUUCUCCAAUGGGCUAAAAGAUCCUUACAGCAGUGGAGGGGUCUUGGAGGACAUAUCAGACAGCAUCGUCGCCGUCUCUACAAUUAAUGGUUCUCAUUGCUUGGACAUACUCGAGGAAAAGGCAAGUGAUCCGCAAUGGUUGGUGAAGCAAAGACAGGCAGAGGUCGAGAUUAUUGAAAAAUGGAUUGCCAAGUACCAGGCGGAUCUUUCGGCUUUCAAACAGCACAUUCCUAUAUGAUUGUGAGAAAUGUGAAUUCGAAAUAUUUCUCCCUAUCAAUUGAGGGAUUCAUAUAUUGGUAUUAAUAACCACUAGACAACCUUACAACUUCUACAUUAAUAAUAGAAGGCUACAACUAUUCAUCUCUUAU